Myripristis murdjan (pinecone soldierfish) is the source of this 2368-nucleotide messenger RNA. It is a transcript of the gene rspo3, whose product is annotated as R-spondin 3. The transcript has 6 exons. Bases 750 to 1757 code for a protein of 335 amino acids. NCBI's taxonomy places the organism in Eukaryota, Metazoa, Chordata, Actinopteri, Holocentriformes, Holocentridae. The record is from RefSeq and is a predicted model, not a curated record.
GGUCCUGCACGCAAAGCAGAAAAGCGCUGAAACUGCGGAGAUUUACUUUUGGUUCAAUCGCCUGCCGCCGACAGCGAGGAGAGGUGUGUGACAAUCAAAAGAACAACAAAACAUUCAGCAUAGCAAUUUAUCGUACGGUCACCAGUAGUGAUCCUGUGAUGGCUUGUAGCUUUUGUGCCACCUCUGAUGCUGAGAUGAAGCCGGGACCCUCUCCGCGCCUGGCACAGUAGAGUAUCCCGGGACGCACGGCGCAUCUCCACAGAGAGAGAGAGCCAGGGAACAGAGAAAAAGAUCAGUUUGGAAUACAAGGCAAGGAUAAGAUGUGUCAAACUCUUGGGGAAUUUGUGUUAACCCUAAUUAACCAUUUUAAUUAGUAUUUUGACUUACACUACACGAUUGAGUCUGAUUUCCCUUUGCGCGCAGUGGAUGAUAGUCGAGUGUUUUGUGGUGGGAAUGCUUUUCAUCACGGCACGGAUAACGGCUACCUGACUCAGUCUGUCUUUCCUGGUACAUAUGAGGAUUCUGUCCAGGAUGUUACUGUCUAAGGGGCCCAGGCAUCAUUGGGCCACCGUACAUUAUCACCACCACAUAUCUCAUGCGUCUGCAUCGGGUUGGGGGUCCUGCUCUGUCUAGGAAUUACAUACCCUCUACCCUCUGCCUCGUCUGGGGGGGAAGAAAACGGAAUCAUAUCCAAUAAGUGAUUUGGUGGACAUUGACAUUGGCUUUAGGAGUCUCACCUCUGGGCUACUAUGCAAUUACAACUGAUCUCCUUUGUUUUGAUCAUCUUGCACUGCAUGGAAUACACUGGUUGUCAGCAGCACAGCAGCUCCAGGCACCGGCAACAUAAACAGAUCUCUGGUGUGAGCUCAGGGUGCCAGCAGGGCGGCUGUCUGACCUGCUCGGACUACAAUGGCUGCCUGUCCUGCAAGCCGCGCUUCUUCAUGCAUUUGGAGAGGAUUGGGAUGAAGCAGAUCGGGGUGUGUAUGACUUCAUGUCCUCCGGGCUUUUACGGCACGCGCUCCCCAGACAGAAACACUUGCACAAAAUGCAGGCCGGAGUGUGAUUCCUGCUUCAACAAGAACUUCUGCACGCGCUGCCGAGCAGGAUACUACCUUCACCUGGGCAAGUGCCAGGAGAGCUGCCCUGAGGGGCUCGUCCGCAGUGACACACAGAGGGAGUGUGUUCCCAAGUGCCCUGCAGAGUGUGACACAUGCGUCAACAGUGAGACGUGUACACGGUGCCGCGCAGGCCUGUACCAGCUGAUGGGGAGGUGCCACCAUGUCUGUCCUGAAGACUACGAGCCCAAUGACAAACUCAUGGAGUGUACGCCACAAGUGCACUGUGAGGUGGGCGAGUGGAGCGAGUGGAGCCCCUGCUCUCGGUCUGGUAGAACCUGUGGCUUCAAGCGGGGCCAGGAGACCCGGACACGGCAGGUCCUCCAGUACCCGUCACCCUUCGGCAAACCCUGCCCCGAGAUCUCCGAGAUCAAAGAGUGUCUGGUCAAGAGGAGGAGAUGUCCAGGAGCAAGAAGGAAGGGUGAGGGACGAGGAGGGAGGAGUCGCAGCAACCGGCGGGACAAGGAGAACCAGGAGGGACGGCGGGAGAGGAAGAGGGAGAGGGACAGGGAGCGAGAGAGAGAGAGGGAGAGAGACCCGGGUGAACGUGAUGACUCUGAGAACAGGAACAAAACUGAGCACAGGCAUCGCAGAGGCCAAGACAGACACCCCGUCUCGCCCGACCAAGGCCUUGCACAGUAGUGCACAAAGUGUAACGCCUCCCCACCCUCCUCCUUUUGCUCCCUCAUUCUUUUUUUUCAUCCUGAUCUUCCCCACCUCCCCACCCCCACUGUUCCCCCCCCUCACCCCCUCACAGCAGGGGUGUUGCUGCUACCUGUAUGAGUUGAAUAUACUGUUUAUGCACAAGCGGGACGGGGCACAUUCAACCACAAGGCUUGGGCCGCUAUGGACUUUAAAAUAAAUAUUUUUGUUUUCUACCUUCCAGCCUCUACUCCUUCACUCCCACCACUGAGAUAGUGUCUUUUUUUUUUUUUUUUUUGCUUUUCCCCAAGUUUGAACAAUGCAAGAGACACUGCUGAGACUGCUGUUGUGACUUGACAGAUCCGAACAAAACAAAGCAAAGUGGGAAAUGUCUGUGAGGACUGGCAGGCAGAUGGAUGGACAUGGACAUGCGUUGGAGCGACAAUGAGGUUAUAUUAUGUGCUUGUUGAUAUGGUUAUUUAAUGGGGCCCAGGUACAACAUUGCUCAUCUUGGUUUUUUGAAUGUAGAUUUUGUGACAUUAUGUAGAACCAUUGUUUAUUGUUGUUCCUGUUCUUUAGAUGUCUUGCAUUUUUGUUUAUUUGGUGCAAAA